Plenodomus lingam JN3 is the source of this 1368-nucleotide messenger RNA. RefSeq lists its product as uncharacterized. Gene Ontology annotation, molecular function: zinc ion binding; guanine deaminase activity. Lineage: Eukaryota; Fungi; Ascomycota; Dothideomycetes; Pleosporales; Leptosphaeriaceae. Gene Ontology annotation, cellular component: cytosol. The record is from RefSeq and is a predicted model, not a curated record. Gene Ontology annotation, biological process: guanine catabolic process.
AUGACAUCAACGCUCGUAUUUCAGGGCGCCGCCAUUCACUGCAAAGAUCCAUCGAACCUGGAGAUACUCAACGACGCAACUCUCAUCAUUUCCAACGGCCGCAUAUCUGCAUUUUAUGAGUCUAGCAACCAUGUUUCCCAGGAUGCCAUCCCCCCCGAUGCCAGAAUCCACCGUCUCCCAGUCGGAGACUUCCUCAUUCCAGGGUUCGUCGACACGCACAAUCAUGCGCCCCAAUGGCCAAUGCGUGGUCGUGGACAGGGCUUGCACAUUCUGGACUGGCUGGACCAAGUCACUUUUCCAGUAGAGGCGCGCUACGCCGACAAUGCGUAUGCUGCUCGGAUUUACGAAGACACGGUUGAGGACUUCUUACGCCAUGGUAUCACGACGGCUUCUUACUUCAGUUCGCGGCAUGCUGACGCCACUCGUAUCUUGGCUGAUAUAUGUCAUCGCAAAGGCCAGCGUGCUUUUAUUGGGAAAUGCAAUAUGGACCGCAACGCGCCUGAUUACAUUCGUGAGACUGACGCUGAAACAUCACUCCGCGAGACAGAGGAGUGUAUAAAACAUGUUCGUAGUCUGCCAAAGCAAUCUACAAAUGAUGCUGGAGCACUCGUUCAUCCCAUUGUGACGCCACGGUUUGCCAUCUCUUGUUCCGAAGAGUUGCUGCGGGGAUUGGGCGACCUCUUGAAGCAGGACGAGACACUGGCAAUGCAAACGCAUUUCAACGAAGCGCAGCAGGAAAUUGAUGCUACGAGGGCCUUGUUUCCCGAAUUCAAAGGAAGCGAGGCUGACCUAUACGAGAGCUUUGGCCUUUUAAACCAACGCAGCGUUCUCGCACAUUGCACCAUCAUGUCGGAUUACGAGAAAGAGAGGAUCAAAACGCUUGGUUGCGGUGUAGCACAUUGCCCAAUCGCCAACAUGACAGUUGGAGGUGGAUUCAUGGUAGCACCAAUACGAGACUUUCUGAGUCGUGGGCUCAAGGUCGGUCUUGGAACGGACAGUGGCGGCGGCUGGGCCUCCCAAAUGCUCGCCGUCAUCCGACAAGCCAUGAUUGCCUCUAAUGCACAAGAAGUGCUAUCGCAAGGAAAAGAAAAGGCUCUCUCUCUCGAAGAGACUUUUUACCUGGCUACAAUGGGCGGCGCUAGAGUAAUGUGUCUUGACGACCAGAUUGGGAACUUUGAAACCGGCAAAGACUUUGACGCGGUUUGGGUGUCGACGACUUCAGGGCUGAAGUCGGCUAUGACGCCGAGGGAGGAGGAUGACUCGUUGCGAACGGCUUUUGAAAAAUUUGUACUUACGGGAGAUGAUAGGAAUAUGGCACAUGUGUAUGUAAGAGGCCGAAGAGUGGCUGGUCAUGGGUCGUAUCCAUGA